AUGGGCUUAUUUUAUCAUGGUUGUAUAUCGCUUAAACCCUCAGUGCCUCUUCCAAGCAUGCCAAAUACACCACGAUCCUUGCAGUCUCCUAUUUCCAAUCAACGAACUUCACAAAUUGAUUCUUCACAUAGUCAACGAGCAUUAAUGUCUAUUGCACAAAACACUAAUGAUCUGCCACUUGUUGUUUCUCUUAUAAAUGAAAGAUUUCCUCAUCUUCAAAAAACCGAGGGUCGCGCUGAAGACAUAAAAAAGAAUUCAGAUUCAAAACAUGAUAUAAACAUUUUAAAUAUUGCAGAAUUUAAUGCUGGUGCGGUUUCAUUGAAUACGCUUGAUUUGAAUGAAGUGCUCAAAAAUUCUUGUAUCGAUUCAUUUGCUGAGAAAGUUCACACACGGGAGAACCGUGAUGCUCUGAAACGACAUGGACCUCCUUUUAUCGAUGCAUGGAUACGUCAGGCGAAGAUCUCUCAAGCUCAUGAAAACGAAAAAUCUGUACAUAGUAAAUGGGCAAAGAGAAUUGAAGAGCAUAACGUUGACAAUACUGCUAACACACCAGAAAUGAUCAAGAA
Racocetra persica is the source of this 566-nucleotide messenger RNA. Lineage: Eukaryota; Fungi; Glomeromycota; Glomeromycetes; Diversisporales; Gigasporaceae. The record is from the annotation of a GenBank genome assembly.